Molecule: messenger RNA, 414 nt
Organism: Exophiala xenobiotica
Lineage: Eukaryota; Fungi; Ascomycota; Eurotiomycetes; Chaetothyriales; Herpotrichiellaceae
Exons: 2
Coding region: 1-414 (137 amino acids)
Source: RefSeq, a predicted model, not a curated record
AUGGCUGACGUCGACAACACCCGAGUCAUUCGCAAUGACUAUAAUCACUACAAGCCUUUAGACAAGUCAAAGAAGGAGAUCCGGCUAUUGCGCAUCCUUCCAUCAGAAUCAGCAAAGGACGAGCUGGUGUGUUGUCUGGUCCGCGCAGAUCUUGACGAUUUCGGCAUCAAGCUGAUCUUCCGAGAAACAUUCUAUGUCAAUCCAUCUUACCCUGACAAUGGCUGCCAAGAGCACGAGGUAGAUAUGAAAAUGUUCGAGGGCCAUGAGCAGACUGUGGUCCACAAUUUCCAGAUCACGACCAAUUUACACGCUGGUCUCCGCAGUUUUCGGUUGAACAACGAGACGGAUAUCCUCAUUUGGGCUGAUAUGCUCUGUAUGAACCAGUCUACCUCAGCGAGAGGUCGCACCAAGUAA